AUGUCUACGGAAGCCGACGCAUGGCCAGCGAUGGCCGAGAAGGCGCGAGCCUUCUUGGACGAGCAGUCUCGCGCAACGCUGGGGGUGCAUGCCCUCCAGGCGAGUAUGUUGCAUAUGCACGAGCCGCCCAGUGAAGACAAGGAACUCCAGUUGGACUGGGACUUGUACCGUGAAGUGCCGGCCUCGAUGGAGCAGGAAGAGGCAUUGCUCCUCGACUAUUUCCGCAAACUGAAAUUCAUAUACUUGGAACAGGAAACGAAGCUGCGUUUCCUGGCCGACUUGCAAGACGAUCCAGAGACGGGCCAGGAGCCUCAGAUCUUGUCUACCGCCGACGUCGCUCAGCGCGAGCAGGAGUGCAAACGGGUCAAGCAACAGCUUGUCGAAGCCAAGACGCGUGUUCGCGACUUGCGCACAGAAAUUGAUACCGCCGCCGAGGCGCUCGCCGGUCCGUACCUCGCCGUGGAAGAGGGCACAGCGGAAGCGUCGCAACUCCUCUCGUCGAUCACAGAUAUGGAGCUGGAGCUGGCCAAGAUAAAGGCAGCGGAAGGUACGCAUGGCGCCAUGACCACCGAGGAGGCGGAAGCAUACUGCGACGAACAGAUUGUCAGUAUGCAAACCCUGGACGACGAAACCACCCACACGAUGCACCAACUAGAAAGCGCUAAGCGUGAGCUCCAGGACGCGCUACGCACCCUGGACCGCCUGAAAUCUGAACGUAUCGCUGCCGAGAAGCGCGCGAAUGAGGCCAAAUUGGGCCGUGGGCGUGAUAAGGGCCGCGAUUGGGAGCUGGAGCGGCUGUGCGCCAAGCACACCUCCAUGCUCGAGACGCUGCAAAACGCCCUGGGCUUGGCGGCUAUGGAGGCCCCAACGCCGGACGAAUUGCGGCUGACAUUUGUCGCACCUUCAGCCACCUCUCGUUCAUCUCGACGAUCCACACGGUCGUCGCGUCACGACGACGAUCCCGAGGCACGCAUUCUCGUACUGCAAUGGGACGAGCCGGGUGGCCGCUUAAUCCAUGCCUCCCUACAAACAUUGCAGGGCGAGGCACUUUCUCUGCCAAACGAAACAUGGCCUGCCUAUACCAAGAACGCAUUUCACACGAACGAUGCUGCAGGCCUUGUCCAAGCUAUCUGGGCUACCUGUGUAUAG
This is a messenger RNA of Malassezia pachydermatis, 1149 nucleotides long. RefSeq lists its product as hypothetical. Gene Ontology annotation, biological process: protein localization to kinetochore; attachment of mitotic spindle microtubules to kinetochore; kinetochore assembly. Gene Ontology annotation, cellular component: kinetochore. The transcript has 3 exons. The coding region runs from base 1 to 1149 and encodes 382 amino acids. Lineage: Eukaryota; Fungi; Basidiomycota; Malasseziomycetes; Malasseziales; Malasseziaceae. The record is from RefSeq and is a predicted model, not a curated record.